This is a messenger RNA of Saccoglossus kowalevskii, 3207 nucleotides long. Its product is annotated as atrial natriuretic peptide receptor 1-like. Gene Ontology annotation, cellular component: plasma membrane. Lineage: Eukaryota; Metazoa; Hemichordata; Enteropneusta; Harrimaniidae. Gene Ontology annotation, molecular function: guanylate cyclase activity; ATP binding; adenylate cyclase activity. Gene Ontology annotation, biological process: cGMP biosynthetic process; receptor guanylyl cyclase signaling pathway; intracellular signal transduction. The record is from RefSeq and is a predicted model, not a curated record.
AUGACGUCAUUGGACUAUGCGAAAACGUGUGGCCAAUGCUUUGUACCGUGUCCACCACAGAUAGUAUCAAUAGGAUUCCUAGCUCCUUGGACAAACACUGAAAUAGUGAACGAUUUUAGUGGCGCAACUAGUGCAGGGGCUAUAAACAUCGCCAUUGAUAGAAUUAAUGAGAUGGAUCUAGUCGAAGAUCUCGAAUUCGAAAUUGUAACUCGUGAUUCGUCAUGUGACAGCAAACAGGCUGCCGGUUACACAGUCGAUAUGCACCUCAAAGAACACGUUGACGUCAUCAUUGGACCACCAUGUUCGACAGCCUGUAUGAUAUCUGGACAAUUGGCAGCAUUUUGGAACAUUCCAAUUAUAUCAUGGGUAGCUACAUCACCAGACUUCAAUGAUAAAAACAUCUACAGCACCCUCGGACGUUCACUUGGACCAUUCACUAAACUUGGGGUGUUUCUGAUGGAAAUAAUGGCUAGUUAUAAUUGGAAUCGUGCUGUCAUUGUAUAUUCUACAUUUUUGUUGUACGGGGAUGCUGGUAAAGCAAUUGAGAAGACAUUCAAUGACAACAAUGUGACUCUACCGUACGUGGCAGUAUACAACAAUAAUCCUACACGGAAGAAAAUUCAGUCAAUACUCAACAAAAUAAAGAAAGAAGGGAGAAUUGUUGUUGUCUGCGUACCACAAGAGGAUCGCCGAAUGCUGUUACUGGAAGCCUAUGAUAUGGGUAUGACAAAAGGUGACUAUGUCUUUUACACUGUUGAGAUGCUACCAGGUGAUGACGUCAUCACGGCACAAGAAACCUACCUUGGAUUUGAUGGGAGAACUGAUGACGCAAGGGAAGCAUUUGAAGCAGUAUUUCACAUGUCACUGGCAGCGCUGACAGGAGCAGAGGUGGACAUGUUUACCAAGGAAGUCGCAAUCCGUGCACAGGAUCCUCCAUGGGAGCUUACAUUACCGGCAGAUGUACAGGGAAAUAAAUACUCUGCAUUUUUAUACGAUGCUAUGAUAUUGUAUGCUCUAGCUCUGAAUGACACAUUAUCAACAGGUGGUAAAUAUAACGAUGGUCAACUACUGUUACAAGCAAUGUCUUACAAGACAUUCAGAGAUUACAUAUAUAAACGAAUUAAUGUUAGAGAUGAUCCAACGCACCUUGAAACACUGUCUAGUUUGCACGAUAUCUACUCGGUAUAUGCACACUCCCCGAAACAAGAGAUCCUAGGGAACUACAUCAUGACACCUUUAGCUGAACGAAGUAAAUACGAAGCAGAUUUAUUGAACAUGAGAUGGAAAAUGCAUUUGGAAGAUCUGCACUUCACUGGAGGCGGAUCACAGAAAAUGGCGUCAGGGAGUAUGGGUGGUGGGAGCAGUGGCAGUCACACUAGUUUGAAGAGUGGCGGCGAUUCGCUUUCAAAGCAUUCCUCUAACUGUUCUCAUAGUUUAGAUGGAAAGAGUUCAGCACCAUCUAAUCGCACACUCCAAUACUUUGCCAAGACAGCUACUUAUAAGGGUGUGGUAGUUGCUUUGAAGAAAAUCAACAAAGAGCAUAUGCAAAUCAACCGCGAUAUUCUCGUUGAAUUUAAUGAUAUACGGCAACUUAGUCAUGAAAACCUGAACCAAUUUAUUGGUGCAUGCCUAGAAACCAGUACUAUCUUUCUAGGAUGGCAGUACUGUUCACGGGGCAGUCUUGUGGAUGUUCUGCAAAACGAUGAAAUACGCCUAGACGACGCAUUCAAAUUGUCGUUCAUGACUGACAUUGCUAAGAUAUUCACAUCCUCCUCCGGACAGGGAAUGGAGUACCUACACAAGAGUAGACACGGUGGUAGUUCUCAUGGCAAUCUAAAAUCGUCAAAUUGUUUGGUAGAUAAUCGCUGGGUUGUCAAGAUUACUGACUAUGGUUUGCAGAGCUUCUACUCUGGACAGAUCGAGGGCGAGAAUGCAGAUGAUAAUGACAAGUUUUUAAGUAAACUCUGGACAGCUCCGGAAAUCCUACGUAUGAAUUUUCCUCCAGCGUGUGGGACACAAAAGGGAGACGUCUACAGUUUUGCUGUGAUAAUAUUUGAGAUUUUGGAACGAACUGGACCUUAUUGUUUCGACAAUAUUACACCUCGAGAUGUUGUGAGUCGUAUUCGUAAUGGUGAAAGCAUUCCUUAUCGACCAACGCUAAUGCUAUUUAAUCCGGAUAGUUGUGAAUAUGGAAGUGAAGUAAUUAGUUUGAUGAAGAAAUGUUGGUGUGAAAAUGUAGAUACUAGGCCAUCGUUUUCCCGUAUUAGACUAGAUAUAAGAGAAAUGAGCAGCGGAAAAGAAAUCAGUAUAAUGGAUAAUAUACUAAAUAUGAUGGAGAAAUAUGCCAACAACCUUGAAGAAGUCGUUGAACAAAGAACUGGUCAAGUUUUGGAGGAAAAACUGAAAACAGACCAGCUACUUUAUAGGAUGUUACCAGUAUCGGUGGCAGAAGCUUUGAAACUUGGUAAAACUGUUCCUCCCGAAGACUAUGAAUCGUGUACAAUAUACUUUUCAGACAUUGUCGGAUUUCCGGAAUUGACUGCAGAAAGUUCUCCAAUACAAAUUGUCAAAUUUCUGAAUGAUUUGUAUGGUUGUUUUGAUGAGAUCAUAGGAAACCAUGACGUGUAUAAGGUUGAGACCAUUGGUGAUGCUUAUAUGAUCGUAUCAGGCCUUCCACAACGAAAUGGUAACCGCCAUUUAGCAGAAAUAGCUAAUUGCGCUCUGGAUCUUCUGAGUUCCACUACCUCUUUUCAAAUACGUCAUCGCCCAAGCCAGAAACUGCAGUUGCGCAUUGGCUUACAUACGGGUCCUGUAGUGGCUGGUGUCGUGGGAUUGGUUAUGCCUCGAUAUUGCUUGUUCGGAGACACGGUGAAUAUGACGUCACGAAUGGAAUCAACAGGAAAAUCAUGUCAUAUCCAUGUCAGUAAACAAUUAUAUACAUCAUUGAAAGACCUUAAUGAAGGAUACUACAUGGUACCACGUGGAGACGUUGAAGUUAAGGGAAAAGGAGUAAUGACAACAUAUUUCUUAUACGGCAAAGAUGGUUAUAAAAAGGCUCUUCCUAAACUGUCAAAUCGUUACAAUGAAAAGUCAGAUACCCAGUACCGUGAAUACUUCGAGUCUGUUCCAUUCGACAGUGACCACCUGAUUUUCGAUCUUCCAGAGACGACAUAUUUGAUGUAUUUUCAUCGCAGAAAUAUGAUGUAA